CACACACACACACCGCGAUAGGACAGCGCGCGAGGAUGGCACGGGCAGAUAUGAUAGGAAGCGAGAACUAGAACGAGAGAGAUAAAGGGAUAGGAAGGGAGGGAUAGGCAGAGAAGAGCAGCAAUAACAGGAAACACCGCGCGCUGGACAUUCAGAGCCGGUGCUCGCACUGACCAGGGCGAACAGAAGACCAGAGAAGAGGCAACAAAUAAAAACGAAAAGAGGAACAUUAGAACUACAAUACUAUCUGGUUUUACUCACGCGCGAAGAGAGAGUCGAAUCGUUUCCGUGCAAGGGGUUAUCCAAUCGAAAACGCUAGUCAAGGAGAACAACUGGAUCCAUGGAUUCCCCUACUGACCUGUUUGGCUGUCAGUCCUCCCUGAUCUCAGCCUUCGACCUGUACCCCAACCCCUCGAAUGACCACGACCCCCCCAGACGCCCCACAUCCUCCAGAGCGGGUGACGGAGCCCCGUACGUCGGGUCUAACCGAUCCCCCCGACCCCCCUACCCACUCAUCCACCAUCUGCUUCAGCCAAGUGGCGCCCCCAUGAGGGCAAUGGGGCAAUUACACCUGGACAGAUACAUGGGAGAAGAGGCGGAGGAAGAGGCGGAACGAGGGGCGGAGGUGGAGGAGGAUGAGGGUGUAGAUGGAGGGGUUGUAAGGGAGGGUAUAAGGGGGGGUGGGAAGAGGCUGAACAGUGACACCUUAGUGGCGGACUGGGGUCAUGACAUGCUGACGGUGAAGAGACUGAGGCUGGAGAGUUUGGUGAAAGGAGAUGGAGAGAUAGGUUUGGAGGAAGAGGAAGAGGAAGAGGAGAGAGGGAGGAGGUUUGCAGAGAGAGGGAACAGGGAGAGGGGGAGGGAGGGAAGGAGGAGAGAGAGGGAGGAGCUGAAGGAACAGUUGGAAGAGGCAAGAGAAAGACUGAAAGCCCUACAGGAGAAGGUAUGGAAAGUGUUUGGAGGGAGGCCGGCACAGGAGGAGGAGAGGAGGAGUGGAGGAGAGGAGGAUGGAGGGAUAGAGGAAGAGGAGGAGACAGUGGAUUGCAUAACGGAAGAGGAGGAGGAGGGGGGAGAAAUCGACAAUUUCUCUCUCUCCUUUCUCCCCUCUUCUCCCCCCCUCCACAGGCUUGCUAAACAAGACCCAAAAGUGAGGGAUGAUAAAGGAACGAGGGAUGAAGAGAGGAGCUUAAAUGGAGGAGGGGGUGUAGUCCUGGAGGGGGUGCUGGAACGGGCGGGGGUGUGGAUGGGGUGUGGGGUGGUGAGGGGGGAGUGGGAGGGGUUUGGAGGAGGCGGAGUUGGGCAAAAGUUUGCCCAAGCUCUGAAACAGGAGUUGGGCGGAGCGGUAGCUCGGGUGAUUGACAGGGUGCUUCGGCUGUACACCAAAAACCAGAGUCAUCCUCCCUCAAUUCACCCCUCCAUCUUGUCGUGCAGGGAGAGAGGGGACGAGGGAGGGGCCGGGGGAGGAGUGUGGGCCUCCCUGAGAGAGGAGAGGAUGAGUGAAGGAGGCGCUGUAGCACCUGACCAACCGGCCCCACGGCCAAAUGAAGCUCCGCCCCCGCGUCCUCAAGCCCUCCGGGAACAAUCCGAAGCGUUGCCGCUGGUUACGCGUCGAUCUGACAGCCGCCGGAACACGCUUCUGCCUCCCAACAGCCACCCUGACAACCGCAACCACAACCCGCUCCUCCUAUCACACGCCCUCCCUCCACUGCGCCAGCCUCACCCCGCCCGACUCCCCAGCCACCCCGCCCUCCCGCCCCCCUCUCCCUACACUCCCGCCGGUCACGGACCUCUCCCCCUCCCUCUCCUCCAUUUCACCAUGCAGCAACUAUUCGCUCGUUCGCUCUCCCACCUGCCUCCCCUGCACAAGGGGGACCUGAUGAACUCUGACCCCUACAUGGAGGGAAACCCUUUCCCCUCCACCCACGCCCCCUCGUAUCCCCUCCUACCUCUGGCUCUGAUUGGUGGAUUGGACCGUCUGGAUGGAGGGAUGCAACACCAUCAUGACAGAGAGAGAGAUGGAGGGAUGAGAGGAGGAGGAGGGGGUGGGGAUGGAGGGAUGGAUUCUGGGAUGUUCCUCGGACCGGGUUCAUCCCAGGAAGGCCUGUCACCCUGUCACCUGAAGAAAGCCAAGCUCAUGUUCUUCUAUGCCAGAUACCCCAGCUCAAACACACUCAAGACUUACUUCCCUGAUGUCAAGUUUAAUCGCUGUGUGACCUCCCAGCUCAUCAAGUGGUUCAGUAACUUCCGGGAGUUCUUCUACAUCCAGAUGGAACGCUUCGCUAGGCAGGCUGCCCGGGACAACCAACCCAGGGAUGGUGUGUCCUGCCCGGGUAGAGACAGCAGAGGGGUCCCCUUACGCCUGGGACGGGACACUGAGCUCUAUCGAAUACUCAACAUGCACUAUAACAAGAGCAACGACUACCAGGUUCCGGAAAGGUUCAUGGAGGUGGCAGAUUUGGCCCUGAGGGAGUUCUACACUGCCAUCCAGACAGGGAGAGAUAGUGACCCCUGCUGGAAGAAAUCCAUCUACAAGAUUAUCUGUAAACUAGACAGUCCGGUUCCGGAUAGUUUUAGGCUACCGGGCUGUCCAAUUGGCUGAGGAGAGGAUGCACAGAGACAUUGCCAGGAGGACACAUACACACACAUAUAUGACACACACACUCACACACAGGACACAUUCACACACAAACAGGAUACACACAAUCACUGAAAGUCCUGUACUGGAUGUUUUGACACUGCCAGGCUGCCCUUCGGCUAAGGAGAGGACAAAUAUCCAUGGGUGGACUGGCCAUCUGGCAUUUUGGGCCAAAUGCCAGAGGGGCUAGUUCAGUUUUAGCCCAGCGGGCCUGUCAGACUUUUCUUGUGUACAGUUACAAUGAUCUGGGAAAGAAGGGGCCGUGUAUUGGAAAUAAAAGGGCUACUAGUGAGUCGCAGUCACCGGACAGACCAUAACAGAUGCAAACACACACAUACUCACAUCAACAGAUGCAGGAGCACUCACAGUGACCUGACGGAGAGCAUUACAGUAUGUUCGUUUAGCAUACGUCGGUCUGAUUUGGAACAUGCAGCGGCGUCAUUGUAAAUAACGAUUUGUUCUCUAGUAAUUAAAUACAGGUCGCAGAAAAACACACCACGGCACGCAUGGCGAAGGCGGGGAAGCCCAGGAGGGCUCAAACCAACAUUGAGUGUAACGGAUUAUAAUUUUUUACCAUUGCUGUCUGGCGGUCGCAUGAAUUACGACAGUGUUCCGUUCUGUCCCUGCUGUUGCCUCUGUUGGUCGUUACAGUUCGCUAGCUCUCCUAAGCUUUGUUACUUAAUUCCCAAACUUGGUCUCAGUAGUAUUAAACGGUUGCUUUCGCCAGAUGGAUGGACUGGGUUGCUUUUUCCUGUUGGUUCACUGAAUUCGGAGAGGUUAGUCGAGCGCAGUAUUAGAAGAGCUUUCCAGUAACAUUUUAACCCAUAGCGAUGGAAAUAGGUCUUGUCUUUGUGUCUGCUAACAGAGCCGUUGAGGCUUCUCUGUUCGUAAAGCUAAUGUUGGUGAUUUUCUGUCACCAGCAGCGCUGGAGUCCUGAAGCAAAAUCUUGUGUGGCAUUCAUUUAUCAUGGGCUCUAGUUGGUGAUGAUAUAAAAAAGUUAAAAUAAUUUACAAGCCUAUCAUUCAAUAUAAAGAAGACGAUUCCCCUGAUCAUUGGUUGAGAGCUCCCGACCCUCCAGAAUCUGGCAAAGGACUGUGUUCGAUAAAAUCAAAACCACAAUGUAUCAUUGCUGAAUGGCUGAUCUAUAAACAGUGUUGAGUUGUAAGUUAUGAUGCCAGGUGAUUUGUAGAUCAGUAAGUCUCUAGUCACCUGCAGCGCUCUUGAUCCUCCUCAAUACCGCCAAUGAUAAUGAUAAAUUCUGUUGCCCAUAGUGACCAUAGAAUAAGGUGGUAUGCUCCUAUACAUUUACACAUUUAAGAUAUCUUUUUUCUUUACAUGUUUACUAGUCUCUUGUUUUGUUGUUGUUAAGGGUAAAAUCAAUCAAAAAAAAAAUCUUUGUAUCUCUUUGAAAGUUUAUAUGAAAAUGUGAAAUGUGUGAUGUGCACAUUUCCGUGAUUUAACAUCUAAAUACAAUUACUAGAAUAAAAAUAAUUAUAAUAACUCUAUUUCUGUGGUUUAUAAGACACGAUUCGUUUCUAUAUUACAAGAUCUGUGCCUCAAAAUCUUUUUGAUGAUUUCUUAUGCCCCAGCAGACAGACAGAGGUUUGAUGUGGUGAGGACUGAGAAACAAAUUGAAAUAAACUGAAAGACUGAAGAAGGCA
Molecule: messenger RNA, 4296 nt
Organism: Esox lucius (northern pike)
Lineage: Eukaryota; Metazoa; Chordata; Actinopteri; Esociformes; Esocidae
Gene: prox3
Product: prospero homeobox 3
Exons: 5
Coding region: 341-2599 (752 amino acids)
Biological process (GO): regulation of transcription by RNA polymerase II
Cellular component (GO): nucleus
Molecular function (GO): RNA polymerase II cis-regulatory region sequence-specific DNA binding; DNA-binding transcription factor activity, RNA polymerase II-specific
Source: RefSeq, a predicted model, not a curated record